Molecule: messenger RNA, 3343 nt
Organism: Paramuricea clavata
Lineage: Eukaryota; Metazoa; Cnidaria; Anthozoa; Malacalcyonacea; Plexauridae
Source: the annotation of a GenBank genome assembly
CCGGGUACGAGGCAGAUUCUGAAGACAAUCUCCUGAUCAAUUGGUCGUAAGUUGGUUAUUGACUGUUAAUAUCGAUCAAUUUACAUUAUUUUAUUUGACUUUAUAUCAUAUUGUGACUUUUAAUGUUUAAUAUUAUGUUUUAUAAAUAAGGGUGUGUAUAGUAUAGUUAAUGAACGUAACAGAAUCUAGUUCCGAAAACGACGAACCAAUAGCUCGGCGCACGCGCUCUCACAAUAUAGAUUCUCUAGGUUUUGACUCCGCACGCUGGUGUACAGGUAAUUGUACAUCUCGGGUUGGGAACGACCAUUUUCCGUCUUCAGAUUCAGAUUCUUCUCUCUCGUCAAUAUCUUAUUUAGAAACAGAGUUUCCAGCUUUCCCCACGGGGCCAAUAAUGGUUGAGGAAGCCCAAGCCUUUCAACCUGGUCUUCUUGAUUUAUUGCAAGAAAUGACAGACCGACUACAAGCACAUCAAAAUCAAAUUGCCGGGGCGCCUCCCAGAGCAAGUGGCCUUCAGCCGCCAGUUUUUCACGGUUCCCCUACUGAGGAUUAUGACGAGUGGCUGCAAAAAUUUCAACGUUAUGCCACAUUUAAUGGGUGGACCCCUGACCAACAAUUGAAUGGGUUUGUAAUGUUUCUUAGUGGUAGCGCUUUACGCGUUUAUCAGCGCCAAACAGACGAAAUUCGCGCGGAUUUAGAUGCCAUACAAGACGCUUUAAGACAAGUAUUUGUAUCACCGCACCAACAAUUCCUAAGGCGCCAAGAAUUAAAUAACCGCACGCAGGGUCCAGUGGAACCGCUCGAAAGUUAUCUUGAUGAUGUUGACGCUAGAGCCGCGCGAUUGCAAUUAACGGACGCUGAAACCAUGCAAUGUUUUGUUCAAGGUUUACGCCAGGAUCUAAAAGAACACGUCAUUUUACAAUUACCAGAUACCUAUGCCGCUGCUGUUGAUGCUGAACGUUUGAAAAACUCCCUUUCUUGUUCAUUAAGUUCAAUUUUACCGAAUCAAAGUUCACGCGCUGCUUCAGCUAUAGAUCUUGGUUCAUCGCAAUUAGCAGCACAAACUACGCGCAAUACGCAUACUGAUUCUCCGAACUAUGUUACACGGCAAGAAUUUAUGAGUUUACAAAAUCAAAUUCAGUUUAUGCCACCGAAUAAUCAAAGAGUAGGACCUGCACAACCACCUGCAAAUUCUUACUACAAUUCGCGUAACCGCCGUACCACUGAUGGACGGCCAAUUUGUAAUCGUUGUAAUAAAGUUGGUCAUAUUGCCAGUCGCUGCUUUGCAAAUAUAGAGCGUCCAAACUUUCCUCAGGUUCGUGGGAAUUUUAAUGCUUCCAGGGGUCCGUCAUUUCAACCACAAAAUUACCUGCAAGGACAAAAUGUAAGGAAUAAUUUUCCAAAAAACCAAAAUAUUCGCAGGCCAAACCCGUACGCAACUAGACCUACGCGUUUUCCGGCGUUACCACCACCUCCCCAACCUCCACCCCCUAUGAAUGUUUUAUUACAGGAUAGUGUUUAUACACCCAGUCAAAAUGAACCCUGUUUUCUUUUUGCACGGAAACGUUCUACCUUAAGUGAUACAGUCUUUUAUCCAGAGCUUCGAAAAACAUUUUACUUAACUGUUAGUGGGAAGAUUGGGGGUAUUGAUGCUAACAUUUUGAUUGAUACAGGCUCUGCAAUUACGGUAAUUAACCAAGAUCUUUGGGACAAAGUUCGUGAAAAUUCUAAUUCGUCCUUGAAAACCACAGAAGGACAAUAUCAAACAGCGCAAACUGCAAGCGGCGAAAUUGUUCAUGUUUUAGGCGACGUCAAUCUUGAAUUGUCGUUAGGUAAUGCUACUUAUACGAUCAAAACAUGCGUUUUACCUAAAUUACAUUUUAUGGCUAUUUUGGGAAAGGACUUUCUUGAACGUUUUGAUUGCGUUAUAGAUUUUAAUUCCGGCUAUCUCAAAAUUGCUCGCGAUAAUUUGGUACUGUUCAAUACUUCCAACAUGCAUGAAAUAGAUACUAGUAAUUAUGAUGCAACAUUUGAAACCAAAGAGAUUGUGCAGGAUUCCUUACCAUUCGCGGACAUUGAGCCUGAAAUUCAUGAAGAUUCAGGAUAUUCUGUCCAUGCGGCUGACACUUAUAUCAUUCCACCAAAUUCCGAAUGUGUGAUUCCGGCAACAUUUAAGGACUGUCAUUUAACAGAAACUAUAGGUAUGAUUGAACCAAAUACAAACUUACCUAGACGCUUUAAUGUUUGCGGUGCUUCAGCACUUGUGUCAGUAUCUCCAUCUGGUCUUGUUCCUUUUCGACUAGUGAAUCCUUUUGAAAAACCAAUAAAGAUUUUUAGGCACACAACAUUGGGAAUGUUUUUUCGACAACAAAAUGUGAUCAGUGAUAUUAUGUCUUUAUCAGCUGAACAAACACCUAGUUCACACGAUUCUACAUCAUUUACUGAGAAUGAUUCUUAUACUUAUCCUGAACAAACAGCUUCAUUAGAAUUUGAUAUUUCGCAGGCCUUGACAGAAGACCAGACAAGUCAAUUACAUAAUUUUUUAGUUGAUAAUGCGGAUAUUUUUUCUCAAGGAACACAUGACUUAGGUCGAACAUCAAUAGUCAAACAUCAAAUUUUUACGGAUGGUUCUCCUCCUAUAAGACAGAGACCAUAUCGAACUGCACCAACUCAACGUGAAAAUAUAACUCAGCAUAUUCAAUCAAUGCUCGAAGAUGAUAUUAUUGAACCUUCAGCUAGUCCAUGGGCUAGUCCAGUUGUCCUUGUAAAGAAAAAGGAAGGAUCAACCCGCUUUUGUGUUGAUUAUAGGAAGUUAAACGCGGUAACAAAAAAGAAUUCGUACUCUUUACCUCAUAUUCAGGAAUCUUUGGACUUAUUAGGCCAAACGCAAUAUUUUACAACCUUAGAUUUGUUUUCUGGUUAUUGGCAGGUAGAAAUGGACGAAUCGUCCAAAGAGUUUACAGCUUUUACAACUUAUGAUGGCCUGUACGAAUUUAAAGUUCUUCCUUUUGGAUUAUGUAACGCUCCAUCUACAUUUCAGCGUCUUAUGGAAAAUGUUUUGCGAGGAUUGAAUUGGAAAAUAUGUCUUAUAUAUAUUGACGACAUCAUUAUAUUUUCUCACUCAUUUGAAGAGCACUUAGCACAUUUAGAAUUGGUAUUUUCGCGUCUCAGGGAAGCGAAUAUUAAACUUAAAGCAACCAAAUGUCAUUUUGCGUUUUCCAAAGUCAAAUAUUUAGGUCAUAUUAUGUCUCGGAAUGGAAUUCAGCCAGAUCCCGAUAAAAUUAGUGCAGUUAAAGAUUUCCGGUCCCGAAAAAGGUUAAGGAUGUUCGCAGUUUUCUCGGCUUAG